GCCACGUGCAGACCCUCCGGGAGUCGGAGCCCGACGAGCGUCGCCGGUCCCUGGCACCUGCCAGACAGCGACACCAUGAGCUUCGUGGCGUAUGAAGAGCUGAUCAAAGAGGGUGACACAGCCAUCCUGUCACUGGGCCAUGGUGCGAUGGUGGCAGUGCGCGUGCAGCGUGGGGCCCAGACCCAGACCCGGCACGGCGUCCUUCGGCAUUCAGUAGACCUCAUUGGCCGCCCCUUCGGCUCCAAGGUGACCUGCGGCCGAGGUGGCUGGGUGUAUGUGCUGCACCCUACACCUGAGCUCUGGACGCUGAACCUGCCGCACCGCACCCAGAUCCUCUACUCCACCGACAUCGCCCUGCUCACCAUGAUGCUGGAGCUCCGGCCAGGCUCUGUGGUCUGUGAAUCGGGCACCGGCAGCGGCUCCGUGUCGCACGCCAUCAUCCGCACCAUUGCACCCACGGGCCACCUGCACACGGUGGAGUUCCACCAACAGCGGGCAGAGAAGGCUCGGGAGGAGUUCCAGGAGCACGGCGUGGGCCGAUGGGUGACCGUGCGCACCCAGGACGUGUGCCGCAGCGGCUUCGGCGUGAGCCGCGAGGCGGACGCUGUCUUCCUGGACAUCCCCUCGCCUUGGGAGGCCGUGGGCCAUGCCUGGGACGCCCUGAAGGUUGAAGGCGGGCGCUUCUGCUCCUUCUCCCCGUGCAUCGAGCAGGUGCAGCGCACAUGCCAGGCACUGGCGGCCUGUGGCUUCUCGGAGCUCAGCACCCUGGAGGUGUUGCCCCAGGUCUACAACGUGCGCACCAUCAGCCUGCCCACGCCCGACCUGGGGGCCAGUCCGGGCCCCGACGCCGGCCCCUUCCGCAGCGGCAUGCCCAUGAAGGAGACCGUGGGCCACACCGGCUACCUGACCUUCGCCACCAAGACCCCGGGCUAGUGAGCCGCCCGCAGGAGCUCCAGGGAGCUGGGAGCACCGCGGGGCCGUACGGGGAGGCGAAGCUCGGCCAGAGGCUGCCUUAUAUGGUCGGCGGGUGCCCGCCGGGGCCUGUGUUUAGAAACCCAAGGACGCGGGGUGGGGCGGGGCUGGGGGCCUCCCGCGCGGCUGAGUGGGGCUGCAGCGGUGGAGCAGCGUCCAGCCCCGGGGAGGG
Messenger RNA from Lipotes vexillifer (Yangtze River dolphin), 1144 nucleotides. RefSeq names its product tRNA methyltransferase 61A (gene TRMT61A). Gene Ontology annotation, cellular component: nucleus; tRNA (m1A) methyltransferase complex. Gene Ontology annotation, biological process: tRNA methylation. The record is from RefSeq and is a predicted model, not a curated record. NCBI's taxonomy places the organism in Eukaryota, Metazoa, Chordata, Mammalia, Artiodactyla, Lipotidae. Gene Ontology annotation, molecular function: tRNA (adenine(58)-N1)-methyltransferase activity. The transcript has 4 exons. Bases 76 to 933 code for a protein of 285 amino acids.